This is a messenger RNA of Octodon degus (degu), 1992 nucleotides long. RefSeq names its product armadillo repeat containing, X-linked 3 (gene Armcx3). Gene Ontology annotation, cellular component: mitochondrion. Gene Ontology annotation, molecular function: protein binding. Bases 505 to 1632 code for a protein of 375 amino acids. The transcript has 5 exons. Lineage: Eukaryota; Metazoa; Chordata; Mammalia; Rodentia; Octodontidae. The record is from RefSeq and is a predicted model, not a curated record.
UCUCACGUGACCAAGAGCUGACGUGUGCAGAAGUCCUUCUUGUCCUGGUCGUUGUUCCCAUCUGAGUACCAGCUCCAAAUUGCCAGGAGGGUGGGUGGGCUUGUCGCAGAGGAAAGAAGGAGGAGGAGAAGGAAAUUGUCCCGGAUCCCUGCAGUCUUUCUGUAGGGUGCAGCAAAACGCCAGGCAAGAGAAGAGGAAGGAAAUUAACCCUUAUCAGCGAAGGCUGAGGGUCUGCUGUGGCAGGUGGCACUGUUAGAAGCGAGGGAGGAAGUUUCCCAGGAUCUUUGGAGAUCAGAAAGAUCGUUGGGCGUGGCACAUCUCCAGGGAAGGGAAGAAGGGGCAAAGUGCCUGUGUCAAGGAGGUCCACCUCCAGAAUCAGCUCUUGUGACGGAGAAGUGACAGAAGAUCAGCUUCUCUAGCCCUGCACCCAGGCUCACAGCCCUCUUCCCCCAUCCCGAGUGACUACUUAAUUCCUUGGUCCCUGCUCUUGUCAGGGACGAUUGCAUGGGCUACGCCAGGAAAGUAGGCUGGGUGACCGCAGGCCUAGUGAUCGGGGCUGGUGCCUGCUAUUGUAUUUAUAGACUGACUCGAGGAAGAAAACAGAACAAGGAAAAAAUGGCUGAGGGUGGCUCCAGGGAUGUGGAUGAGGCUGGGGCCAGAUAUAACGACUGGUCUGACGAUGAUGACGACAGUAAUGAUAGCAAGAGUGUAGUAUGGUACCCACCUUGGGCCCGGAUCGGAACGGAGGCAGGCACCAGAGCUAGAGCCAGGGCAAGGGCCAGGGCUACCCGGGCACGUCGGGCUGUCCAGAAACGGGCUUCCCCCCAUUCAGAUGAUACUGUUUUGUCCCCUCAAGAACUACAAAAAAUUCUUUGUUUGGUUGAGAUGUCCGAAAAGCCUUAUAUUCUUGAAGCAGCUUUAAUUGCUCUGGGUAACAAUGCUGCUUACGCAUUUAACAGAGAUAUUAUUCGUGAUCUGGGUGGUCUCCCAAUUGUUGCAAAGAUUCUCAAUACCCGGGAUCCCAUUGUCAAGGAAAAGGCUUUAAUUGUCCUAAAUAACCUGAGCGUGAAUGCUGAAAAUCAGCGCAGGCUUAAGAUAUACAUGAAUCAAGUGUGUGAUGACACAAUCACUUCUCGCUUGAACUCAUCUGUGCAGCUGGCUGGCCUAAGAUUGCUUACAAAUAUGACUGUUACUAAUGAGUAUCAGCACAUGCUUGCUAAUUCCAUUUCAGACUUUUUCCGUUUAUUUUCAGCUGGAAAUGAAGAAACUAAGCUUCAGGUUUUGAAACUGCUUUUGAAUUUGGCUGAAAAUCCAGCUAUGAGUAGAGAACUGCUCAGGGCCCAAGUACCAUCUUCUCUGGGUUCCCUGUUUAAUAAGAAGGAGAACAAAGAGGUUAUUCUUAAACUUCUGGUUGUUUUUGAGAAUCUGAAUGAUAAUUUCAGAUGGGAAGAAAAUGAAGCUACUCAGAAUCAGUUUGGUGAAGGUUCACUCUUUUUCUUUUUAAAAGAAUUUCAAGUGUGUGCUGAUAAGGUUCUGGGAAUAGAAAGUCACCAUGAUUUUUUGGUGAAAGUAAAAGUUGGAAAAUUCAUGGCUAAACUGGCUGAGCAUAUGUUCCCAAAGAUUCAGGAAUGACUUCCUGACUUUGUAGUUUAGAAACAACAUACGUUAUAAACUAUUCCUUUUCUCAACCUUGUUUAUAUGGUGGAGGAAUCCUUUUAGCUUCCAAUUUUGAGUAAUAAAUGUUAUAUUGUAUUAUCCAUGCUGAUAUUUAACCAGGUUGAUUUUUUGGUUUAAGCUGGAUGAAUAUCAUUACUUGUUCUGAAAACAUGUUUUUUUGCUUUUUAUCUUGCUGCUUAGAUUGAAAUAUUCUUACUAUUUCUUCUGCAUAAGUGACAGUGAACCAAUUAGCCCUAAGUAAACUCUGUCAUUUGCAUUGAUUUCAUUUAUGUAUCAUCAAUAAAGCUGUGUGUUAAUGCUGGAAAGAAAAAAAAA